Molecule: messenger RNA, 324 nt
Organism: Aphanomyces astaci
Lineage: Eukaryota; Oomycota; Saprolegniomycetes; Saprolegniales; Verrucalvaceae
Exons: 2
Coding region: 1-324 (107 amino acids)
Source: RefSeq, a predicted model, not a curated record
AUGAGUGGAAAAGGCGACGCCGCAGCGAAGAAGGCUAAGUCGUCCAAGCGCAACUCGCUCAAGGGCGGAAACCGCAAGUUCGUCACCAGUGCCGAGGAGCUCGAAGCGCGCAAUGUCGUGGAGGAGGUCCGUCAGGAGAAGCGUCGCGUGCGACGGGACGACGGAGAGUCCGACGACGAGGACGACGAUGAGGAGGACGCGGACGGCGUGGUGUUUGACCGCAUCGUCGAAGAAAAGGAGGACGAGAUAGAGGAGAAGAAAGUGCCCAAGCCCAAGGGCGUGGCGGGCAUCAUCCAGGUCCAAAACCCCAACUUUGCCCUCUGA